AUGAAUAGAGCUGUUUUUCGACAAUUGUCUCUAUCCUCGCCUUUGCUCCGACUAAGAGCUUUUAGGGCUCCAUUGUACUCCACUGGUAGAGCUUCUGGGGCACACGAACCCACUGCCGCGAACGCUUCAAAUACACCGGCCUCAGAGCCUUCUACUUGCACACCAAAAGACGAUGUCAAGGACUCUGAUAAAUAUAAAGAGCUUCACCAUUCUUACCUCAUGGUCCUUGCUGAUAUGGAGAAUCUGCGUGUCCGCACUAGAAGGGAGGUUGAGGCAGCCUCGAAUCAUAGCAUCACCCGCUUCGCAAAGGAUUUGCUCCCCGUUUUAGAUGUCCUUGAGCUCGCGUUGAACAAUUCCAAAACAUCAGGGUCGGUUUCUGAGAAUGAAUUUGCAAAGGCCCUUUCAGAUUUAAGAGAAGGUGUCGAUCUGACUCGGAAUGAGUUGAUAUCGGUCUUUAGAAGACACGGCAUCGAGGCCAUUGAGGCCGAAGCUGGGGAUUCGUUUGAUCCAAACCACCAUAUGGCCAUAUUUCAGGCCCCUAAAACCGAGGCGUCUGUUGCAAAUCGCAUCGUCGCCGUCCAAAAGAAGGGAUAUCGGAUUAAAGACCGUAUCCUUCGCCAUACGCACGUUGGGGUUUCCACGUAA
Messenger RNA from Mitosporidium daphniae, 645 nucleotides. RefSeq names its product GrpE-like protein. Gene Ontology annotation, molecular function: protein homodimerization activity; adenyl-nucleotide exchange factor activity; protein-folding chaperone binding. The record is from RefSeq and is a predicted model, not a curated record. The transcript has 2 exons. Gene Ontology annotation, biological process: protein folding. The coding region runs from base 1 to 645 and encodes 214 amino acids. NCBI's taxonomy places the organism in Eukaryota, Fungi, Microsporidia.